Molecule: messenger RNA, 258 nt
Organism: Macrosiphum euphorbiae (potato aphid)
Lineage: Eukaryota; Metazoa; Arthropoda; Insecta; Hemiptera; Aphididae
Source: the annotation of a GenBank genome assembly
AUGAUAUUUAUGGUGGAACUCGAUGCUAGGAGCCGGCAAUUAGAAUUGGAAAAUAUUCCAUUUGCUGAAGUUCCAGCUGUUCUUCCCUCUUUGGAAAACGAUGGCGAAAUAUGUGUGGUAUGCAGGGUAGAAGAGAGAACGCAUGCUUUAAUACCAUGUGGGCACAAAGUAUUAUGCGAAGAGUGUGUGUAUCUGUUAGAGCCUAAACGCGGUCCUAUAUGCAAUGUUGACUUUACAACAUCCAUCAGAAUUUGGUAA